Molecule: messenger RNA, 1191 nt
Organism: Marasmius oreades (fairy-ring Marasmius)
Lineage: Eukaryota; Fungi; Basidiomycota; Agaricomycetes; Agaricales; Marasmiaceae
Exons: 3
Coding region: 208-1047 (279 amino acids)
Source: RefSeq, a predicted model, not a curated record
GUGGGAUACCCGCCAACUCAACUUGCGUGUGCCACGGAUGGCACAGCUCAUCGGGUGCAACGGCAAUGCAGCUUCAAAGCCGCCUUUGUCUCGUCACUACUAUGCCGAGGCCCCUGAUGAAACUGGAGUAUAAAAUCAGAGCAUAGUUCUGGUAAAAGGUACAAAACAAUUCACUCACUCUCGGGACCUGAAACCACUUACAUCAAGAUGAACAUUUUAUCACUUGGUGGAUCGCGAAACAUUGGUUACUUUUCUGCUAUCCGUCUUCUAGAUUCUGGAUGCACUGUGACAUUCCUGCUUCGUAAUCUCUCAAAGCUCCAGGACGACGAAGUUAUCGGCAAAUACGUCGCUUCAGGCAAGGCUUUCCUCGUCAAAGGCGACGCGCUUGAGAAAUCAGACGUUGAGAAUGGUUGGAAAGAAGCGGGAAAGCACGGCAACAUUGAUGUCUUGCUCUUCACAGUUGGAGGAACACCCGAAAUGUCACUUACCAAAGGGGCUAUCAUUAAACCUGCAGACCUUGUCACUCGGUCUUUCAUGAAUACCAUCACGACCAUGCCUACAUCCCAGCCUCAACCAAAAAUCAUUGCCGUUUCUUCAACAGGGCUCACUAAGACCUCGCAUGCCUCACUUCCUCUCCCUCUCAAACCUCUUUACGCAUGGAUGCUUGCCCUCCCUCACAAGGACAAAAUCGGACUCGAAAUCAUUAUUCAUCAUUGUGCUGGUUGGACAUGGAACUCGAAAGAGGAUGGGGAAGCGGAUGAGGGGAUCUUACCCUCGAAUUGGACUUCAACUCCAGGGUUACCGGCGCCCGGGACGCUGAAGAACGUUUUGGUGGUCAGACCUGCGAUGUUGACAGAUGGAGAGUGUCAAGCCGAGAAGAAAAAGAAGGGGUCGGGCUCUGGCAAGUCUAAGCCAGCGUAUCGGGUGAGUGAGGGAGAACUGGGUGGUUAUACGGUUUCCAGGCGAGAUGUGGCGCACUUUAUUGCGGAUGUGGUUUUGAACAAGUGGGAAACCUAUGCUGAUAAGGUUGUCAAUAUCGGCUAUUGAUCGUUACUAUUCCGGGUAUCCUUAGACUUUACUGUAUGUGUUAGGUAUACACAUUUAAUCUGGUAGUCUGCAUAUAUCGUAUUUAAUGUUAGUUCAUUUUGACUAUUCCUACUGAUCAUGAUUGCAUCCUAGCUGAAGCUGGAC